AUGUUGAUCCGGCUCAUCUCUGCACUCCUCUUCCUCAUCUUCCUCCUCAGAGCCUCCGCGGAGCUGGGUGCACAGAGCCCGGGACGCGACCUGCAUCACAACGACCGGAACUUUUCAGACCGGGAUCACAUGGGACCAGAACUCAUUCACACCCAGCAGCCCGAGCUGGACCCACUGCCAGGUUCUGCCUUUAACCUGAGAGUCCAGGUCAGUGACGUGCUGAGUCGGCAGCCCCUGAGCAAGGCACUGGUGGAGGUUUACGUCAACUACACCGUCGCCAGCGCUGCGCUCACAGGGGGGGAUGGCGGCGCUUUGCUCCAGGUCCCUUACCUCGUCGGUGUGCCCGUCACAGUCGUGGCCAGCAGGGGGGGCUACAUCCGCACACUGCUGCCCUGUCAGACCAGCAGGAUGCCCAUAUUUUCAUCAGUGACCAUGUCACUACUGGGUCUCAAUCAAGGGAACAUCUGGCUCUUUGAGGAUUCUGUCCUGAUCACUGGAAAAACAUCUGACGCUCUGUCGCAGCCGGUGGUCCAGUUCCCACAGAGUCUCCUGAAUCUAACGGAGGACACUAACCUCACCUCGGUCAGAGCUUACCUGACCGUCCCCCAGCUGUCGUCAGAGAGCGAAGGCUUUCUCAACACUGUGGGCAUCGUGGGCAGCAAGUCAGGACUCGUCAGCGUGGAGCUGAGCCCGAUGGCGGCCGUGAGUGUUCAGCUCUUCUCAGGAGACACGGAGCUACAGGUGAGCGGCUCCGUGCAGCUCAGCCUCAGCGUUCCCGACAGCUGUGGCCUUCAGAUGUCCAGCGUGGUCCCAGCGUGGUUCUUCAACCGGACCACUGGCGGGUGGAUGAGAAAAGGCCUCGGGAAGCUGGUGUCAGUCGAUGGGAAACUCUUGUGGACGUUCACAGCUCCUCACCUCGGAUACUGGAUCGCAGCUCCUCUGUCAUCUAGCAGAGGUUUUUUUGGACUUGCUCUUCCCAUUGACUUCAUCCUGCAGCAUUCGUCUCUCCUGCUGGUCGUACUGGGAGGAACGCUGGUCAUCAUCAUCUGUCUUCUGGCUGGAUUGUUGUGUCAUCGCAGAAGUUCCCCGAGUGUCUCUCAGACAAAGAGGAUCCUGCCGCUGACGAGAAAAGACCAAACCACCUCCACGUGUGACGAUGACGUCUUUGAGCUUCAAGCACACGACGGACUUCACCAGCCUCUCGUAGAAAAUCAUCACAACGGCAGCGUGAUAGCCAAUCCCGGCGCCGUGAGCGUCUCCGAGCUGGACCUCCACCCCGGACCGAAGGAUGUGACCUGUUUAUUUAAAACCACAGAGCAGAUGAGAUCUCUGGCUGAGAAUCUGUUUUUCUACAACCAGCCUGUUGCCAUCCUCCACGCCCCGGCAUUCUUCCAUGUGGAGGAGCAAGAGGAGCUCAGCCAGUGGAGCCGGUCGGCCACGCUGCCCCGGGCGGGGGGGUCAACCGGCGCCGCCUCCGAGCCGCUGAGUGAAGACAGCUUCACCCCGACACAGAAGACCGAGGACCAGCUGGGAGUCCUGGAGGAGCCCGGCACCAGCACGGCCCGGGGUCACUUCGGCCUCCCGGAGUCAGCGUCCGUCCCGGGGACGUUAAACAGAAUCAGGGACAACAGACACUCGCUUCUCGCCUUCGGAGAGUUCUCUGGAAUCCCACAACCUCAAACUCCCCGGGCCUGGUUCGUGUCGCUGGAGGGAAAACCUGCGGCCGAGAUCCACUACGCCGUGUCGGAGCAGCAGAGGAGACGGAGGCCGGUGGACAGUCGGGACACCAGCUUGGACUCGGGGGUGGACAUGAGUGAACUGAACCCGUCGACCGGGAGGAGGACCGUGACCCUGGAGCGCAAGGCCACCUUCGUCAAAAGCACAUCUGGCAGCAAACCUCCAGCUCCACAGUGA
Limanda limanda (common dab) is the source of this 1914-nucleotide messenger RNA. RefSeq names its product protein FAM171B-like. NCBI's taxonomy places the organism in Eukaryota, Metazoa, Chordata, Actinopteri, Pleuronectiformes, Pleuronectidae. The transcript has 9 exons. The record is from RefSeq and is a predicted model, not a curated record. The coding region runs from base 1 to 1914 and encodes 637 amino acids.